GCAGCGGAGAGCACUUGGGGAGAACCGUCCAAUCCCGACUCAGCCAGCGAGUACAAGGGCGGCUUCUGUGAUCUGGCCCGGCCCUUUCCUUCUGAGCCGCCCUUCUCGCUAUCCGGCUCUAGGCUUCUGUCGCCAGCCCUGGGGUCCCAGGUGGCUUUGCCCUGCAGGUGCUGGGGAUCCCUGGUGGCCGCCUGACUCCCGAGCGCAAGGAAAUGGGUGCUUUACCAGGAGCUGCAUCCCUGGUUCUGAGGUAGGGCGGAGGGGGCGGCACCUGAGGAAUUCGCGGGCAGCAGGUUUACUUAAGUUGCAGCGGUCCAGAUGGAGCAACGCGGGGACCCUGGAACUGUUGGCAUUCACCGAUGUGACCAUUGAUUUCUCUGAAGAGGAAUGGGAAUGCCUGGAGCCUGCUCAGAGGAACUUAUACAAAGAAGUGAUGCUAGAGACCUACAGAAACCUGGUCUUCCUGGCCAUGCCCUCUCAUCAUACCCAGGAUAUUUUACCAGAACCGAACAGAGAACAUUUAUUUAUAAAAGUGAUAAAGAGAAGAUAUAAAAAUUGUUACCUUGACUAUUUACAACAAAAUAAAAUACAGAAUAGUGUAGGUAACAAUGAAGAUCAGAAAUCAUAUUAUAAAGAAGACACAUUAAUAGCAACAGUUUUUAAUAAAAAUGUCCUUAAUAAUAUCGACAGUCCUCAAGAAGAUUUAAUAGCUCAGAAAAGUAUUCAAUUUAUAACUGAAGGACAAGUUUCUGAAAGUGUUGAUUUUGAAAAUUUCUCUACACUCUGUCCAUCAUUCUGCAAUGAACAAAAGAUUUAUUCUUGUGCUCAAAGAUACACUUUUAAUGAUUGUGGGAAGGCCCCUAUGUACUCCCUACUGCUUAAUCAAAAUUCAGAUAUAGAUUUCUGGAAAGUGUGCAAUACAUGUGAUGAAACAAGCAACACCUUCAGUCAGGUCUCUAUGCUAAGCAAUUACCAGUGCCCUUACAUUGGAGAAAAAAAGCAUGAAUCUAGCAAAACACAUAACAAAUUUAGCUUUCAUUGCAAUCAAAGGGAACAUCAGUGUGGUAAUUGUGCCCAGAACAUUCACAAAGAUGACAGAUGUAAGAAAGUCCCUCCUUAUUGCUCAAAGCACCAUCAAAGUACUCAGAGCCAAGAGAUGCCUUGCAAAUAUGAGGAAUGGGAGAGAGCUUCUUAUCCAACUGCAAGCAUUCCUCAAUACAGUGGAACUCAUCCUGAAAGGGAGCCCCACAUAUUUAAGGAAUAUGUUCAAGCAGGAAGUUCCACACCACUUUCUAAAGACCACAGGUACCAUAGCAGUGGUCAACACUACAAAUUUAAAGAGUGUGGCAAAGCUUUUAAUCAAGGAUCACUCUCUAUUAUGCACCCCAGAAUUCAUAGUGUAGAGAAACCCUACAAUUGUGAAGAAUGUGGCAAGUUCUUUUUUAAACACCUGGUAUUGCAUAGCAGUGAGGAAACCUACAAAUAUAAAGAAUGUGAAAAAACAUUUAAGGAAUUUUCAACCCUUAGUCAACACCAAAAGAGUCAUACAGAAGAGAAGUCCUAUAAAUGUGAAGUAUAUGGCAAAGCUUUUAAUAAAAGAUCAUGUCUUACUCGACACCAGAGUAUUCAUACUGUAGACAAGCCCUACAAAUGUAAUAAAUGUGGGAAAGCUUUUAAAAAUAAUGUAUGCCUUACCAAACAUGAGGUAAUUCAUACUAUAGAAAAGUCAUACAAAUGUGAAGAAUGUGGCAAAGCUUUUAAUCGAAGAUCAUGCCUUACUCAACACCAGAGAACUCAUACAGGAGAGAAGCCCUACAAAUGUAAAGAAUGUGGGAAAGAAUAUACUCAAAGAGCAGGCCUUGCUCAGCACCAGAGAAUUCAUACUGGAGAGAAGCCCUAUAAAUGUGAACAAUGUGGCAAAUGAUUUACUCAAAAAGUAGGCCUUACUCAACACCAGAGAAUUCAUACAGGAGAGAAGCCCUACAAAUGUACUAAAUGUGAGAAAGCUUUUAGGUAUAAAUCAAGCCUUACACAGCACCAGAGAAUUCAUAAUGGAGAGAUUCAAUGUGAAGAAUGUGGGAAAGGUUUUAAUGAAAAAAAAUGGUUUACUCUUCACCAGACUAAUCAUAACAGGGAGGGGUAAUUCAAGUGUAAAAACUGUUGCAUAACUUUUAGCAAUAGCACAAACAUGGCUUAUCACUGGAGAAGUCAUAGUACAUACAAUCCAAAAUAGUGUAAAUACUGUGCCCAAGGCUUUACUCAAAUUUCAAAUUUUUCUUAACGUUAGAAACCUGAUACCUAUAGGGGAUGGGGAAAGAUAUUUGCCUGAAAUAUGUGCGUUAAAAAACAGCAAAAUAUCUACAAUAAAGAAAACACCUUUAGAAAUAUAAGAAAUAUAGCAAAACUUCUCUUGAUGUACCAUGAGAGGGAAAUGAGGGAUUGCCUUUGCCUAAAAUUUGUUAAACAACCCUAGGUGAUGUGGGAGAAAUAAAGAAAUUCUCACAAGUAGUAUAAAAUAGUUUAGAAACCUUGUCUCUGGAAGGAUGAAAAUUUAUUAUAAAUCAAAGAUUUCUCAAUACUUUCACUUUUAAAAACUGGAGAAAACAAUUUAACUUAGAUUUUUUAGCAGAAGAAGGCUUGUUCCUCAGAGUUGUUAAUCUACAAUUUCAAGUCUUUACAGUGGAUUAUAAAAUAGUUUAUUCACAUUGUGUAUAAAUUUUCCCACUAAAUAAAAGUAAAAAUUUUUAAUGUUUAACAUGUUAGGUGUUGAAUCAUGGUAA
Marmota flaviventris (yellow-bellied marmot) is the source of this 2780-nucleotide messenger RNA. RefSeq lists its product as uncharacterized. Gene Ontology annotation, biological process: regulation of DNA-templated transcription. Lineage: Eukaryota; Metazoa; Chordata; Mammalia; Rodentia; Sciuridae. The record is from RefSeq and is a predicted model, not a curated record.